AUGGAAGUCGAUAGAGAAUUCAAGAUAGUCACACUUGGAGAGGGUCGAGUUGGGAAAACAUCCCUUGCAAUGCGCUAUGUCAGAGGUCAGUUCAACGAAAAAGAACAAUCCACAACAAAUGCGAAUUUUCUUGAAAAAAAUAUCCGGAUAAAUGAAACAUCGAUUAAACUCAACAUCUGAGACACAGCAGGCCAAGAGCGCUUUCGUGCACUUGCCCCAAAUUAUUAUCGUGAAGCUAAAGGUGCGCUUCUCGUUUAUGACAUAACUGACAAAGAGUCCUUUUGAAAAGUAGUGUCUUGGGUUGAAGAAUUAAAAAUGCAAGCCGAUAAAGAUAUAUCUUUCGUAAUAGCAGGAAAUAAAUGCGAUUUAGAGCUAGACAGACAAAUUCCUAAAGAACAAGCUAUUGCAUAUGCAAAACAAAUUGGAGCCGCUCAUUAUAGCACUAGUGCUAAGAGCGGAAUGGGUGUAAAUGAGUGUUUUGAGGAAAUUGCCAAACUAAUAUUGGAUAAAGAGUCAAGAAGUGGCAGCCCAAUAAGGUCCUCAAAGGCAAGGUCAAGAGUGAUUGUUAAAAACCAAGAAGAAGUUGUCAAGAAGAAAAAAAGUGGUGGAUGCUGCUAA
Blepharisma stoltei is the source of this 618-nucleotide messenger RNA. NCBI's taxonomy places the organism in Eukaryota, Ciliophora, Heterotrichea, Heterotrichida, Blepharismidae. The record is from the annotation of a GenBank genome assembly.